GUCUGGAGCUGCUGGACGCUGCGCACACUCUCUCCCGGGGCUCCCCGACACACGCACACACACACACACACACCCGACACUACAUACACGCACACGCGCGGACGGACACGCACACGAGGAAGAGCCACGCAAGUGUCGCGCGUGGGACUCAACGCAUUUCGUUUGGCGUGUUGUUAAGAUGGCUCACAUAUGAGGAGGAGGACGCGGCGGGAUGCGCACCUAAACAAGUGUCUCCUCUUGACUCCUCGAGCCGGACACCGAGACACACCGCAGGAGAUAACUCGCUAAUUCUUCUUCUCUUUUUUUUAUUUUUUUAUUAUUUCUUUCUUUUUUUUCUUCUUUUUGUGUGUGAGUGUGUUGCUCUCUUGUCAUUUGGAUUGAUCUUGGUCCUCGAACCUCCCCUCCCUCACCUCACACGCGAAGUGACAAAAGUUGUGUGGACUUCAUGGAUUUCUGACGUGGCCAUUUUUUUUGUGUGUGUGUGUGUGUGUGACUGACUCGUCCCCAAGCACCCAAGGGUGCGCUCCUCGUCAUUCACCUUGUUGACGCACCCCUGAAGAUCCAGAAGGGGAGGGGGUGGGGGGUGACAUAUAUCCCCCAGCUCCGAGGGACACACGCCACAUAUUGGACCGGUCCGAACCGAGCGAGCGUCGUGAAUGAGAUCCGCUCACCUGCCGUGACACCGACGACGAGGAAUACGUGGCCAACUUUUGCCGUAGUGAUGCUGCAGGUGGAAAUGAUCCUCGCCGUCUGCCUGGUGCUGUGGAUGUGUGUUUUUAGCCAGGAGCCCAGUUCCAAAGUGGUGGCCGACCGCUACGCCGUCUUCUGGAACCGGACCAACGCCAAAUUCCAUCGUGGGGACUAUCACAUUGACGUGUGCAUAAAUGACUACCUGGAUGUCUACUGCCCGCACUACGCUGACUCGGUGCCCGAGGAGCGGACUGAGCACUACGUCCUCUACAUGGUCAACUACGACGGCUACAGCACGUGCGACCACACCUUCAAGGGCUUCAAGCGCUGGGAGUGCAACCGGCCGCACUCGCCCAACGGGCCUCUCAAGUUCUCGGAGAAGUUCCAGCUUUUCACCCCGUUCUCCUUGGGCUUUGAGUUCAGACCGGGCAGAGAAUAUUACUACAUCUCCUCCACCGUCGCUGAGAACGGGAAGAAAACCUGCCUGAAGCUGAAAGUUUUCGUCCGACCAUCAAACAGCUGUGUGAGAACUAUAGGGGUACAUGACCGUGUUUUUGAUGUAAACGACAAAGUAGACAAUACGUUAGAACCACGAGACGACACGAGCCAUGAACCAGCCGAGCCGUCCCGAAGCGAGGAGACAAACGCUGCGCCGCACCUGCCCCCGUCUACUCCACUUCUGGCUUCACUGCUGCUCUGCCUGGCAGCACUCUUCACCUUAUAGCGCCCCCGCCUGUCUCGGAGGGGCAAUUUACACCCAGCGUGGCCUGAAUCUGCCCGAGGUUGCAGGGGAAAGGGGCCGGAUUUGAGGGCGGAGCUUGUUUUGCUUGAUUGGCAGGCUGCCCAAGGAAUCCCUCGAUUUUUGUUUUUCCCCCAGACAAAGUUUGAAGUGUCUCACCGUUUGUGAGCGGGGGGAAAAAAAUGGGAGAGACUCCCCGCCCCCCCCCCCCCCCCCUCGCAAGCCUAAGAUGCCAAAUCUGUUUUUUUGUUCUGACACUUAGUGAUUCUUACUUUCCUGUGACAGCGCUUUACAUCAUUUUUAACCAUUGCAGCACACACAAAUGCAGUGCACACACGCACACACACACACACACACACACGGACACGGACGCAUGCUCAACAAAUCUAUAGUGUUUUGUUCCAAUUACCAUAUUGUGUUUCGUAGCAGCGUUUACAACAGAGUAGGAAAGUGAAGACUGUAAACUCUUAGGAACGACUGUACGUGAACGUGUAGGUAUCCCUCAGUUGUGUUGGUGGUGCGUAAAGUCUGAUGUUUGACCCGGUAGGUCAAAACGAUGACGUUAAAGGAAAAGAACUGUUAGUUUGGGAGCCACAGCACUGGAAAAAAUUUACACAGACUGCACCUUAACCUACUGAUGACCAGUUGUUUCGUAAUUUCAUAGUAACACGCAAAUGUGUCAUAGGAGGAUCAGCUACUGUAUAUACAGUACAGGACCAGGGAUGGGUAUUUGACUAAAUUUCCAUGAUUGAAAUCAACAAUCAAUUAAUUGUAAUUGAUUAAUUAAUUGUAAUUGAUUUAAAAAGAAACUGUUUACUUUCAACAUGUUCUGAACUUCUGUUUCUACGCCAGUGUUGUAUUGAGUAGAAGAAUAUUACCCUCAAUACCACCUCAAUUCUGUCAGGACACGAUUAAUCAACAAUCUGUUUCACUCAUUGAACAGAAUUCUUAGCUAUCAAUUAAUCGACUAAUCAAUUAUCAUGCCCAUCCUUCGUGAAAAGCCGAAAGUUUUUGGUUUACUGUGGAUAAGAAAACAGAGAAAUUUAGACUCCCAGCAGGCACUUUGCAGGCCGCAACGAGAUGGAGGAUCGAUGUCUUUUAGGAGUCGCAAUUUCACGGCAACAGUCACACUCAUUUUGUGUUUACUGAGCUGGACAAAGAACUGUUCUCCUUGCUGCAUCCACUUUACGCGAUAUGCUCGCAUCCAUAAUCCAAAUCCAAAGACUGAAAUUGUUGGAAGCUUAAAGUACCCUUUAACCUCGCCAUUGGUAAUGGGUCAAAUAUUAGUCAGCGUGUUCUAAAAGAGACUAGCAGCAGUUACAGCACUGAUGCAUUGCUGUGCUUCAUACAAAGCAGUGCACAGCAUUUCUGUCAUUUUGGCUUUAUAUAGCACUUACAAUCAACGAUACAGUCACUGUGUGUUUAAUGACAUUCAACUUCAUUCAGACUCAACUGAUUGGGCCGUAUUUCUCUGAAAAAUUGCGAAAUCUCCCAAAAAUGAAUUUCUGUCAUGUGCCAAAUAGCCCCCCCCCCCCCCCAAAAAAAAAAAACAACAACAACAAAAUACACGUCCGCCCUCUGUUCCUAGUGUUCCUGUUUUAAGUGACUCUUUAAUGAGGUUCAAAAUGACAGGCAUGCAGACCCCAUGUUGUGGCAAAUGGGAGUUAUAUCUUGUAUUAAAAAUAGACAGUGGAAGGCUUGAAGGAAGGGGUGGGGGGUCUCAGGAGGAGGGGUGUGGAUUUCAUCUGUGGGGGGGUUUAAGGCACCAGUGACCUUGCUGUUUGAGGGAAGUGGUGAGUGACGGAAAUGGAAUUCCGAGGGAGGGGUUCAGAGACAUGAAGUAGCUGAAGGUAGAGUGCCCGGCCUGGAAAAAAAAAAAAAAAAAAAAUAAAAUAAUACAAAUCCAUUAAACACUGUAAAUUCAGUUUAGAACCAUUCAUUCUUCCAAGUAGGAAAGUAGGAAUAUGUGUUAAGGCCACACUGAAAACAAAAAAUAUAUAUACUAUGAGAAUCAAGUCAUAAUUUCGAAAGAAAAUCAGAAACAUUAAAAAAAUGGUGAUUUUAUUAAAAAAUGACCACUGGUCCCACAGUUGUUGGGAUUGGCCUGAUAAAAAGUUAGACUGAAUUUGCAUAUGAUGAGAAUUUUUCCCCAAAUAUCUUUUUUUUUUUUUAAUAUUACAAGUUUAUUUUCUAGGCGGAGAAAUACUUUUUACACUUAACAUUAGGGCUUAAUUCUCGUAACGACUUUUUCUUUUCCUAAUGUUAUGACUUUAUUCUCAUUUUACAAACUUUUCCACAGACUUUUGUUUUUGUUUUCUUUUCACUGUGGCCCUUAAACGCCUUCAAACAAAAGGCAUGCACUGUUUCGUGUUUCUCCUUUUUUUUUUUUUUUUUUUUUUUUUUACUAUUUCCAUACUGUAUGUGUGUCUACCUUUGUGCUCCAUUGAAGAUGACAUUUUUAUUUGCUAUGCUAACAAUGUGGACUAGCAACUCCGCUUUUCGAGGACUUCAGGCCAUUGAAUUGAGGUACUAAUGUCACAAUAGGACAUGGUCCUUUUUAUAAGAAAACCAGCUUCAAGUUGACCCUCUUUUAUGGUUACCAAAAUUACUGCCUGUAAUUUUCUUUUUUUUUUUUUUUUUUAAGUUUGCUACAAUCCUAUUUUAUCGAAUACCACAGCCUAACCUGGGAAAUGAGGAUCAACUUAAAAACUGGAUACUGUGUAUCCUGAGGUAGUCAACCAUCAAACAUGUAGUGGUAGGUAAUAGCAUCUGUUUUGUACCUUCUUGAGGACAAAAGUUAAAAAAAAUUUAAAAAAAAAAAAAAAAUAAGGUCAUUGUUAAAACUGUAUAAUUAUUACUGCUAUGAUGAUGAUGAUGAUUAAAACUAUUAUUAUUAUUAGGGAAGACUCCUUGUUUGUAAAUAGUGUUUGAUAUUAAAGUAUUAAUUUGGUUCUUAUGUCUUUUCUAAAAAACAGAACAAAAAAAGAAUCUGGUUUUGCUGAGUGCUUUCAAACAACGUAUUGUGUGCCGCGAUCCUCAAUGGCGAACGAAGCUAUGUGCUAAUGCGUUGAAAGUCGGAGCUGUAUGCACACGCCGGUGGACAGACAGCAACUUUCGCCAGCUCUUCACGCGAAGAUCUGUGGUACUUGACUUCCUUGGAUGCUUUUUUCUUUCUUUUUUUUUUGCCUUCAGUGUGGGAAAGCAUGAGAAAGAAAGAAAGAACUGGCCGGAAUCUGGAAGGAACUUGCCGAUUUCAUGAUGUGGCAUGCGCAUGAACUUAAUGACGUAAGAAGAAAAAAAAAAAGUUUUUUAAAGUUUUUUUGUUUUGUUUUUGUUUUUUGCUUGUUUUCUUUACGGUGUGUUAGAUUUUCAGCUCAUGUUCACGUCGUGCAUUUUACUUUGCAUCUCCUAUCCGAGUGAUGUCAUGGAGCCUUGUAGUGACAAGAUAACAAAAGUGCUGUACAAAACACCAAACAUUGUCGUGUAGUUGCAGUAGGGCUCGGCCAUGUGGAUGGCCUUCCUUUUUUUUUUUUUUUUUUUUUUUUUCUCUCUCUCUCUCUCGCUUGAGAAAGACUCUUUCUGAUGACUUAAUCCCGUGUACUUGCUGCCCGUCUCCAUGGAGGAACGCAUACAUUGGGAGUGUAUAUGUGUGAAGGUUUCUCUGUUGGACAAAAAUAUGUUACGAGCCCUAUGAAUUUGGUGUGUUUCUCAUGUGGUGCUGCCGCCGUGAAUGGGAAGCGACGACCCUCUUUUUUGGCAGCCGAGAGUGUUUCCCAUGCCUUAGACGCUCUCCACCAUUGUGCUUUGACAUGUCAACAAAACAGGGCCUUUCACUUCUCCUCUCCACAUUUUUAACAACGCUGCCCCCCCCCCCCCCAAUAGCCCCGCCCCACCUCCAAACAACGGGGGUCAAGGCAUAUCAUAGAUGCAGGUUCUGUGGCCCUCGUUCAUGUUUGUCUUGUGAUUGUGUCGCGUCCGCCGCAUCACACGCUGUCCUUCAUCUUUGUACCCUGCGCUCACGUUGUCAUCAGUGGAGCAAGAUUUCCAAACCUGCUCUUUUACAGUAUAUAAACUAUGAAAAAAAGCCAACAAAAAAUUAUCUGUAUUUGUAUAUACACGUGUCUGAGCAUCUAUGAGUAAUACAAUAAAACAGAAAAACAUCACAA
Phyllopteryx taeniolatus (common seadragon) is the source of this 5595-nucleotide messenger RNA. It is a transcript of the gene efna5b, whose product is annotated as ephrin-A5b. Bases 722 to 1414 code for a protein of 230 amino acids. NCBI's taxonomy places the organism in Eukaryota, Metazoa, Chordata, Actinopteri, Syngnathiformes, Syngnathidae. Gene Ontology annotation, biological process: regulation of cell-cell adhesion; ephrin receptor signaling pathway; axon guidance. Gene Ontology annotation, cellular component: external side of plasma membrane; plasma membrane. Gene Ontology annotation, molecular function: ephrin receptor binding. The transcript is spliced from 5 exons. The record is from RefSeq and is a predicted model, not a curated record.